CUACUUAAUAAAACAAAAAACCACCCCUCCUAUAAAUACUAUAGCCAACUCUCAUCACGACCUACAGCCAAGCUCCAAAACUACAAUUUCCAUUCCACAAGCAGAAACAUGGGAGAUGAGGUAGCUUUGGAAAUGAACACUAUUUCUUCAAAAAGCCCCAUAGCUUCUGUAAUCUCCAACGUGCAGUCUUUUUACACCUUAGAAGCAGCGGCCGGCAACAAGCUCGCUGCACAAGAGCCAUGGCUUCCGAUCACAGAGUCAAGAGACGGCAACGCCUUCUACGCAGCGUUUCACGCGCUUAGCUCGGGGCUCGGGUUCCAGGCCCUCCUCCUUCCUCUCGCCUUCUCAUCCCUCGGCUGGACAUGGGGGAUCUCGUGUCUGUGCGUUGUUUUCGUGUGGCAACUCUACACCAUGUGGCUGUUGAUCCAGCUGCACGAAUCGGAGUCUGGGGCACGAUACAGCAGGUACCUCGGAUUAUCGAUGGCUGCUUUCGGUGAGAAGUUUGGGAAGCUGCUGGCCCUCUUCCCCGUAAUGUACCUAUCAGGAGGAACCUGCGUGACCUUGAUCAUGAUCGGCGGCGGCGCCAUGAGAACGUUCUUCCACAUCAUCUGCAACAUCGUCGGCGUUGGCUCGCUGACCACGAUAGAGUGGUACAUGGUCUUCACUUUCACGGCCGUUCUUCUAGCUCUGUUUCUCCCCAACUUGAACUCUGUAGCCAGAGUUUCCCUCGUCGGAGCGAUCACCGCCGUUAGCUACUGCACAUUGAUAUGGGCUGCGACAGUAGUCCAAGGCAGGGUGGCUAUUGAUGAUCAUCAUCAUGUAGCUGUUUCGAGAGGGAGCGACGGAGUUAUCGAUCGGAUUUGUGGUGUUCUUAAUGGCGUUGGGAUCGUGGCUCUGGCUUUCAGAGGCCAUAAUCUCGUCCUCGAAAUACAGGGCACGAUGCCGUCGAGCGCGAAAACGCCGUCGAGGGAGCCAAUGUGGAGAGGAGUUCAGAUUGCUUACUUGAUCAUAGGCCUCUGCUUGUUUCCCCUUGCUAUUGCUGGCUAUUGGGCUUAUGGGGACCUUAUCCCAGAGGGAACCGGAGCAAUGUUGCAAGCUUUGUACAAAUACCACGGGCGGGACACAUCCAAGUUGAUACUCGGUUCAGCAAGUUUGCUGGUCGUGAUCAACUGCGUCAGCUCCUUCCAGAUCUACGCGAUGCCGACAUUUGACAACCUCGAGCUAAGAUACACCAGCAAGAUGAACAAGCCAUGCCCACAGUGGCUUCGUUCAGCGCUCAGACUGUUAUUCGGGUGCCUGACCUGCUUCAUCGCGGUGGCUCUCCCAUUCCUGCCAAGCCUGGCCGGGCUGAUCGGAGGGAUUGCCCUGCCGCUCACCUUGGCGUAUCCGUGUUUCAUGUGGAUUGUGAUGAAGAAGCCAGGCAGAUACAGCAGGAGCUGGUGUUUGAACUGGAUUCUGGGCGUCUCUGGGAUGGUUCUCAGUGUGCUUGUGGUGACCGCGGCCAUUUGGAUUAUCGUCACGAAGGGUAUUGGAGUCCAUUUCUUCAAACCCUAGAGAGAGUAGUUACAGUCUUUGCUAACUCAAUGUAAAAGAAGUAAGCACAACCAUAGUCUUAUUGCUAGCUCGAGGUAAAGAAAGGGGAAGUAAAGCACAACCAUUUCCCCAAUUGUAUUCAUGGUGAAAACUUGAAACCCCACAUUCUGCGCCUUGAGCAUUUCUCUUUACAGUAGUUGUACAUCAAUUCUUGUAAAGAAACAUAAAAAUUGCCCCGAGCAGAAUUACACAUCCGUUCAGUGAAG
Molecule: messenger RNA, 1799 nt
Organism: Linum tenue
Lineage: Eukaryota; Viridiplantae; Streptophyta; Magnoliopsida; Malpighiales; Linaceae
Source: the annotation of a GenBank genome assembly